AUGUUUUCUGACGACGCCCGCGAAUGGACACUUCAUGUGAAUGCGGCUGUGGACGGCGGGGUGAUCUGCACAGUGAAAGCCUUGCCGUCAGACACAGUGAUCUCCGUGCACCAGAAAGUCGUUGCCAAGCUGGGCUAUGUUUCUCGAUUUCGUUUGCUUGCUGGCUGCUGUAUCCUCACUGGAGGGACGACUCUUGAAGCAGCCGGCCUUUGUGACAACUGCUCGCUGCAGCUGAUUUGGCUACCCUCAGAUGUGCUUGCUACAGCUUCCACCGACACUACGGCCGCUUUCUGGAGCAUGGAGUCAG
This is a messenger RNA of Symbiodinium necroappetens, 307 nucleotides long. The record is from the annotation of a GenBank genome assembly. NCBI's taxonomy places the organism in Eukaryota, Dinophyceae, Suessiales, Symbiodiniaceae.